This is a messenger RNA of Falco peregrinus (peregrine falcon), 5658 nucleotides long. RefSeq names its product centriolar coiled-coil protein 110 (gene CCP110). Gene Ontology annotation, biological process: regulation of cytokinesis; centriole replication; centrosome duplication. Bases 268 to 3381 code for a protein of 1037 amino acids. NCBI's taxonomy places the organism in Eukaryota, Metazoa, Chordata, Aves, Falconiformes, Falconidae. Gene Ontology annotation, cellular component: centriole. The record is from RefSeq and is a predicted model, not a curated record. The transcript has 16 exons.
CCUGGCCAGCCUGGUGGGUGAGGGUGACCUAGUCCUGUGGGACCAGCAGCUGGCUGCCGCCCCAGCCAGAGGGAUAGGGUGACCAUGGUGACACCGUGGUGCUUUCAUCAAAGAGCAUAUUAACAAGUUCUCAUGUUUAUCUUUCUCAUCACAGCGUGUCCAGUGAGAGCGAUACCUGCUGGCGGCACACCUGUGGCCCUGCCUACACAGGGCUGCACAGCCAUAUGGUAUUUAAUGUGAUAAGGCAGAACCAGGACUUUAGUUAACAUGAAGAUGGAGGACUAUGAAGUAUUCUGUAAGAAGCAUCUUUCCAGAAUCCAAGAAGAGGCAAUAAAAAGAGAAAUAUCUUUCACUGUUCCACACAAAAAUAUCUCCCUCAUUCAAUUCCAUGGAGUACCUGUGCUUGCCCCUCUGCUUAGCCUUGAAAAGAAAAAGGAAAUACAGCAAUAUAAACAGAAAGCACUGGACCUAGAGACCUGGAGACAGAACUGCCGGAAAAGAGCUUUAUUGGAUCGUGUUCAGGAGAUUCUAGAAAAUGUGCAGAUCAGGAAAGGACCUGGUGUGGGUGAUGUGAAGGCACAGGAGGCUGAGAAUACUUGCCCUGAUUCAGAUUCAAAAGCUUCAAUUGACUUUGCGCCUCUAUCAGAUGUCAAUUUUUCCUGUUCUCCUGAAAGGCACGGUUCCACAGAGCUUGAAAAGACACCAGAACUUACGCCAUCAGAUACUACUGGGCAGGUGACAUCAAAUGUGACAGAAGUAGUUAAAGCAGCAGAAGAAAAUGUUUUUUCAAAGCAAAGUGACAGUUGCUUCUCAAAAGAUAUACCUUGUCCAAGGGCUGCAUCUCCUGACCAUGUGAAUAAUAAGCUUGCGUCACAUGCUUUGCAAAAGCAACAGGGACUAGGAGGGUCGCCAUCAGACGAGGAAGUCCAAGAUCCAUAUGUAAUGAGUCUUCAGAACCUGAUGAAGAAAUCUAGAGAGUACAUAGAGAAAGAGCAAACCAAGCGUAGCUCAAAAAGUAAUUCAAAGAGGAGUAUGAAUGAAAGUCAUUCAGAUAAAGAAAAUGAUGGUGUUAAAACAUCUGACUCUGUGAAAGAAAGAACAAAGCCUACAGGCAGAGGUUGCACUGCUCUGACACUUGAUAAACCCAGUCUUAAUAAAUCGAAUGCCCUUCUCCAGGGUGCCUCUACUCAUACAAAUAACACAAGUAUGUCCACUUUUUCCAGUUUUUCUAAAGUGGACAUACCUACAAGAGUUGGAACACCCCCACUGGUGGAUUCGGAUUCAGAUGAAGAGUUUAAAAAGACUUCUAUGUUUGAUCGUGACAGUAGCAUUGUCAGGAGCCUCACAGGCUCUUAUGCCAAAUUGCCGAGCCCAGAGCCAAGCAUGAGCCCUAAAAUGCACCGAAGGCGCCCAAGACCUUUAUCAAUGGGACAUAUCAUUAUAAAUAACCCUGUGAAUGCCUACGAGUUAAGUCCUAAAGGCAAGGGUAGAGCGAUGGAUUUAAUCAUGCAAGAUAUUGCAGAUAAAAAUAAUGUGUCUGAAUCGGUGCCAAAGUUCAUGGUGGACUUCACUAUGAUUUGCCCUAGCAGAGUUCCUGGUGUCAACAGGAAUUCUUCAGGCCCUUGUGAUGGGUUGGGCGUUGGCAAACCGAAUCGCCAUUCCUUUGGGCACUUGGAAAGCAAAGGAACGUUGUCAGCUACAGUGGAGGGACAGGUAGUGAUGGACAGCAGAGGACCAUAUAAAGUGGAGACUAGUACUAAUAUUGUAGCUCCAAAGUUGAAUGAGCCAUUUGCCAGCAGUCAGUCCACAGUAACACAGAAGCUUCUAGCUGUGAAUGAAACCAAACCGUCCACUCUGCUAGAAAAUGCUAAAUGUAACUCCCCAGUGGAACUCAAUAAAUCUUAUGAUGUAGAAAACCCAUCCCCGCUACUGAUGCAGAGCAAGACUAUGCGACAGCAGAUGGACACUCCAAGUGUUUCCCCAGCAAACGAGCAGUUUCUAGAAAAUAAUUUUGAAAAGGUAAAACGUAGACUUGAUUUAGACACCGACAACUGCCAAAAAGAAAACGGUCCCUGCAUUCUAACAGUUGGAAUGGAAGAACAAGAGAAGCAGUGGUUGCAAGAACAGAAAUACCCUGGGGGAUCAGUUUACAUUACCAAGAAUGCAGCCUCUGAUGCUAUGGGAAAAGAUGAUAUUUUAAAAACUAAAAUGUUGGCCUUUGAAGAAAUGAGGAAGAGACUUGAAGAACAGCAUGCACAACAACUGUCGAUUCUGAUAGCUGAACAAGAGAAAGAACAGGAGAAAUUGCAGAAGGAACUGGAAGAGCAGGAGAGAAAGCUGACAGGAAAGAAGGUUGCUACAACAGAAAUAGAAAUUUCCAAAGUGAAUAUUAACAGUAGAAUGGAGUUGGAGUGGAGGAAAAAAAGUGAAAGUGGCUUGCUGGAAAGUGUGCAGUCCCAGCUGAAGACAGUCCAUAAUGCAAACUCAACCAGCAUUGGUUUUGCUCAUGCUACAACGCCUAACGCCUUUGCUUCCACAAGUGAAACUUCCUUCUUUCUCUGGGGUCCAUCAGGUAGUGGAGUUAUAAAAACUUCAGUGUCUAGGCCAAGUAACAGGAUCAAAACUAGGUGGACUCAGGUCUUCAGUCCAGAGAUACAAAUGAAGUUUGAUAAGAUCACUGCUGUGGCAAAAGGGUUUCUCACUCGUAGACUUUUGCAGACAGAAAAACUGAAACAUCUUAAGCAAACUGUAAAAGAUACUAUGGAGUUCAUUAAAAAUUUUCAGUCUGAAGCUCCGUUAAAAAGAGGAAGUGUUUCAGCACAAGAUGCAUCCCUUCAUGAAAGAGUAAUGGCUCAGCUGCGAGCUGCUCUGUAUGACAUUUAUGACAUCUUCUUUACGAUGGAGGCAUCAGAAAGAAUGAAUAUUCUGCGUCAUGAUCGUGAAGUUCGUAAAGAGAAGAUGCUCAGGCAAAUGGAUAAAGUAAAGAGCCCAAGAGAGAGAGCAACACUUUCAACAGCUACACAGAAGUCUCUGGACAGGAAAAAGUACAUGAAGGCUUCAGAAAUGGGAAUGCCCAGUAAAAAAAUAAUCAUAAAACAAAAAUCUCCUGAAAGCCGUGUACUUCAACCAAAUCAAGGACAGAAUGCCCCAGUUCAUAGACUGCUAUGCCGACAAGGAACCCCUAAGACCUCAAUGAAGGGGGUUGAGCAAAAUAGAAAGAAGGCCUCAGAGAGCAGAGUGUCUAACAAAGCUGUUUCAGCAUCAGGCAUCCAAUUAAAGCAUUCUUUCUCAACUCUUCUGUGUUGGCAGUCUGUGCUGCUCUUGUUAGGAGCAUAUGCAGGAAGAACCCAAAGAAAGAAGCCAAAUGUUGUGACAAUUUAAGACGACAGCACUCGCUGGGAUAAAAUGGCUGUUUUUUAAUGAUGGCAUUCUCAGUACUGAUUCAAAUACAUAUGCGUAUAGAAGAUGCAGUAUAUUUAGAAAUUAUAAACGUUGUCAUUUCCAGACAAUGACACAAUAAUACUGAUAAUACAAUAUAAUACAAUAUAAUACAAUUAUAUUGAAGUAAUAAAGGGCUUUGAAGCUCUAAGACUUGUGGAAAAAUUGCAUGUUAAAACUUACUAUAUAUUCAUACUACUGUGUAUACAUAAGAUUCAUAAUCUUGUUUAUUUAAAGACCACCACAGGGCACUAUUAAGUUGACUUUUUCACUUGCUCUUAUCCUUGUGUCUGACAUAUGCUUUUUGCAUUACUUAGAAUUGCAACUUCUGUGUAUGAUUGCCACCAUAAGUUGUGUGUAUAUAUUUUUGGUUUCAUACCAUAAAGUUAAAGCAGUUAAAUAAGGGGGGGGGGGGGGGGGGGGGGGGAACCCACCUUAAUUCAAACAAAACCAAGCUCCUACAUCAGUGAAAUUUGUCAGCAGCCUUUUUGAAUGUACUUUCUGUAUGAAUGAGAUUUACCUCAGUAAAAGGACUAAUGGCCAAAAUGUUUUGCGUUUCUGACUUGGACAGAGGUGGAUCCAGAUCAGCUGCUGGGCAGACAGACGAACUGAAACUGCAUGUCUGUGCUGUGGUAGAUCAAACCACUGUGCUGAAAGAGUCCUAGGAUAUUUUUUUUCCUUGCUGUUUACUACAUUUUCCUAGGGAAAUAACUUUUGGCCAAUAUGAGGAGAAGUGUACGUACUACAAAAAAUUCUGAAGGCAAGAUUUUAAUUGUUUUACCAUUUUAGACUUACAAAUGAUUGUCCAUAAUAAUAAUUCAGAUCUUACGUUUCAUUGAUGGCAGUUGCAGUUUUUCUGAGCAGUUUCUUUUCUACUGUGAUCCAACAGGCUCUUAUACUGAAACCAUGAUUUUGGGGGGAAUCCCUACCAAAUCCCAACAAACACACUCUCGUAUUUAUGAAACUCAUAACAUUAGAAGGUCAUGCUCUUAUUUUACCUUAGUCUUCCUAGUGAUGGAUAUUAUCCUUCAAGUUGAGGGGAGCAGAAUUCUGUAACUUACUGUAAUGAACUUGGGACAUGAUGUUAACAUUCAGAGUCCAAGAGAGAAAAGCUUGGCUGUAAGUCUUCACAGUGCUUACUCUUUUGUUCAGUAACAGUAGUAGUAGAGAACUGACAAUGGGAAUGUGAAAUGGGUUAUGUUUUAUUACUUCCCCAGUAUGGGUACAAUGCAGCACCCUAACUUUGGAGGCUUUGUAACAUGUUGACAUGGUUAUAAGAGAAGACUGACUGAAAAUUUGGUUGUGUUAAACAGUCGGCAUGGAAGAGAGACAUGAAUGGUGGGAUGAGGAGAGUCUUCAUUGGCAGUGAUGCAUGAGUUGGUUUGCUUGUGGCAUUAGUUGGGGCUUUUAUGUCCCCCCAAGUCUGUCCUCUGCAGCUAGUGACAUCAGUAAGUUACCCAAAUUGCAUACUUGGGGAAAUGGCAGAAUUGCUGCCAGAACACUUUGAAGAAUGACACUGCUCGGUGGCUCUUUACCAUGGUGUUUCUUUGAAAGUUUAGGUGGCGGGUGUGUGUGUGUUCCUCUAACGGUGUACAUUUAGGAGUUUACACCAGGUGGAGGGCCUGCCUCUCAAACAAACACUGUGGUUCUCUGAAAUUUCAGACAUAAUACAGAAAAUGCCCGAGGCAAGCUUCCUACUCACCCAGUAUGGCUUCCCGGCUUUCCUUAGGAGUAGAAAACACCUCAAGAGGAGGAAAAAAUUUGGAGUAACCUGUGUCACAGGUGACAAAACGUGCUGUUGAUAUACCCGUGCUAAAGAUCGAUGUUUUCCAAGGAUGUUUUAUGUGCUGUAUUUAUUAUUAGCAUAGGCAAGGUGUCGAUGUCGGGAUAGGUUUAGCUGAAGCGCUAGUGCAGUGGCUGCCCACCUGCGGCUGUCACGUCAACCCCUUUUGCUUUAAGCAUGCCUCCACUACCUGUAAUAAAACAUCGUAGCACAGUUUUUUUUAACUUUCAUGAGGCCUUUCUCUUGACAAGUGCCAGAUUUUGGGUUUGUACUUGAUGUUUUGUAUUUAUACCUAUUUAAUUUAAUCUUUUUAUUUCGCGUGGAGUUGUGAUAUCGUUAUAAAAGUGUAUUUAUUUUUGUACUUUUAUUUCAUUUUCACCAGUCUUGCUUUUUACUCAAAACAUACUGCAUAAUAAACGUUAAAUCUUUAAAAAAGA